AUGUACCACCUCAAGUCUAAGGAAAUCAUUGAAUAUCCCGAGACGACACCCGACUCACAGACUUCCAUUGCGUAUAUACUCCAUAUGGAAUUGACCGAUAAAUCAUAUAAUCCAGCUUGUAACUUCGCAUAUUCUGCAGGGAAACCUUCAGGACAAUCCAAAGGUCAUUUCACUAAGAUUCUGUUGGACCAAGACGGCCAACCGGUUCUGUGUUUAGUUGAUUACAGCACUUAUAACAGCUGCAGUUACAAUUUACAAGAAGCCACUCUUUAUACCGAAAAGGAACAGUCCAUCAAAACCGAGAUUCAACAGAUGCCUACCAAAGCAAAGCAUGGUCAGAAGAGCAAGCAAACGUGCCAAGGUCGAAUUGUCAUUAGACAAAUGCAAGAAAAGCAAUACAUUUGCUGCGAACAUUAUUCGUGCACUUCGCACAAACACUUCAUCCUGUAUCCCGAUCGAGGAGGAGGAUUCAACUUCGAGUAUUUGUGCGCAUUGGUUAGGAACGAUGAGCUGACAAUCAAGACAAUUGAACUGGGAGCUUACAAGAAUGGCUAUGGGCUGUUAGCUCCUUGCACUACAGUCCACAAUUUUAGCUCCCAAAAGGUGAAUUGUGAUGAAGAGGAGCCGACGCUCACUCAUGUCCACCCAUUCUUGGCCAACUUGGACCACAUAGUAUCGUACAUUCACACAGAAAUCAAGGCCUGUCUCCCCAAUGGGACCGGAUGGGAUGGUGUUCAGCAUAUGAAAUCCAAACAAGACGAGGAAGGGAGCACACCCUACAUACGUGAAAUGAAGGAAAUAUCUUGGCAAAGACUCAAAGAUGGCAGAGACCACAUUGAUGAUAGUGAAGAUGAGGAUGGCCCUCUCGAAGGUUUAGACGACGACUGUUUCAAGUUGAUCAUAUGCAUGCUGCUGCAAUGCAGUGAAGACCUUCUGAAGGCAAAGUACGUCCAAAGCGACAUUUCUUUCAAGCAUGUUCCGGGCUGGAAGGAAUUUGAGUUGGUCAGUGUGGACCAUGAGACGAAUCAAGGUCAGUGGUGCACCAAGACACCCAAAGGGACAUCAAGUAUCGACACCUGCAUUUGCCUUCCCUCAAUGAUCAUCAAGGAAUAUUGCACUGGGCCACUGACCAAGAUUGAGGACAGGCAAAAGGACAUUGCCCAAGAGUUAGCACACAACUGCAAGGACUUGCAUGAAAUGGGCCGCUCUGUUUCCAGCUUAGGACCUUAUGAACAUAUCCACCAGUUGUAUCGUUCUGAAAGAGAGGGUGGGGUAUCCAAUCAUAAUUGGAUUUACAAUAAGAUACACUCGAAAUUUGCUCUGCAAGGAAUGUGUUGGGAAAGGAGCUUCAUACCAUUGAGUAUUUGGCAAGCAGGCGAUGCCAUGACAAACGCAGUCAAAAUGUCCCACAUAGAUAUCUAUCGGGAAGGCAUGCCGUGUUCCCUCGUUGGCGGCAUCUCUGGUGCUCGAUACUAUGAUAAGAUGUGCCUUCAGACCCACCGCGUCAUGCAAAAGACUGGAGUGAAGGCCGUCUACAGGCCUACUACGACCGUCGUUUCGGUCAUCCGAAAAUAUAAACGCACAGUUAUUCAGCAGACGCGCAAGUUCAAUAUGGCUGACAAGCAUAUCAAUGAGCAGAACGAGCGACUGCGUAAGUCUUGGGAAAGGUAUCAAAACACGGUCUGUAAGUUAGCGGCGAAACCAACUGACCUCAAAGCCAUCGAGUCACACGAAAAACAGAAGGUCACCUAUGAGAAACAGAAGCAAAAGAGCCUAGACAUGAAAAAGAAAAUGCAUGGUCAGAGCUCAGGAUGA
This is a messenger RNA of Desarmillaria tabescens, 1815 nucleotides long. RefSeq lists its product as uncharacterized. The transcript has 12 exons. The record is from RefSeq and is a predicted model, not a curated record. The coding region runs from base 1 to 1815 and encodes 604 amino acids. NCBI's taxonomy places the organism in Eukaryota, Fungi, Basidiomycota, Agaricomycetes, Agaricales, Physalacriaceae.